Messenger RNA from Miniopterus natalensis, 7215 nucleotides. RefSeq names its product amylo-alpha-1,6-glucosidase and 4-alpha-glucanotransferase (gene AGL). The record is from RefSeq and is a predicted model, not a curated record. Gene Ontology annotation, biological process: glycogen catabolic process; glycogen biosynthetic process. Lineage: Eukaryota; Metazoa; Chordata; Mammalia; Chiroptera; Miniopteridae. Gene Ontology annotation, molecular function: 4-alpha-glucanotransferase activity; amylo-alpha-1,6-glucosidase activity.
AGCGCGUUGCUCUGGGCUUUGCUUUUUGGGGGGGUUUUGUUUUUUAAUCGUAAGAAUCUAUAAAACUAUUUUUGCUUCGGUCGUCUGUGUUUCUGGAGCGCAAAGCCCUCUGUCACUGGCCUCCCCUGGCCUGGGCGGCCCCCCGUUGCUCCGCUAGGGUGACAAUAGCUCAGGACAUGGGUCACCCGCCCGAGCCCGGCGCUCUUUUCAUUCUGCUGGGAGACCUCAGAUCCCGUAGACGCCAAAAUGGGGCACAGUAAGCAGGUCAGGAUUUUACUGCUGAACGAAAUGGAGAAGCUGGAGAAGACCCUCUUCAGGCUUGAGCAAGGGUUUGAACUGCAGUUUCGGUUGGGCCCGACGCUACAGGGAAAAGCAGUUACCGUGCAUACAAAUUACCCGCUUCCCGGGCAAACAUUUCAUCGAGAAAAAUUCCGCUCCCUGCAAUGGGAACACCCAUCGGGAAGAGAAGACGAUUCUGAUAAGCACUGUGCCCUUCACCUUCAACAGGCCGGGUCCUUUCAGUACCACUUCCUUCAGGGGAAUGAGAAGAGCGGUGAGGGUUACAUAGUUGUGGAUCCCAUUUUACGUGUGGGCGCUGAUGACCAGGUGUUGCCCUUGGACUGCGUUACUCUCCAGACCUUUUUAGCCAAGUGUCUGGGGCCCUUUGACGAAUGGGAAAGCCGGCUUAGGGUCGCCAAAGAGUCAGGUUACAACAUGAUUCACUUUACCCCCUUGCAGGCCCUCGGGCAGUCGCGGUCAUGCUACUCCCUUGCAGACCAGCUGGCAUUAAAUCCUGACUUUUCAAGACCUAAUAAAAAGUAUACCUGGGAUGACGUUGGGCAGCUGGUGGAAAAACUGAAAAAGGAAUGGAAUAUUCUUUGUAUUACCGAUGUUGUCUACAAUCACACUGCUACGAAUAGUAAAUGGAUCCAGAAACAUCCGGAAAGUGCCUAUAACCUCGUGAAUUCUCCGCACCUGAAACCCGCCUGGGUCCUAGACCGAGCCCUGUGGCACCUCUCCUGCGACGUGGCAGACGGGAAAUACAAGGAGAAAGGGGUGCCCGCUCUGAUCGAAAACGACCAUCAGAUGCAUUGCAUUCGGAAAAUAAUUUGGGAGGAUGUUUUCCCAAAGAUUCAGCUCUGGGAAUUUUUCCAAGUGGACACCGACAAAGCGGUUGAGCAGUUUCGAGGACUCCUCACAGCAGGGGGCAGGAAAGUGCCGGCCACGCCCGAUCCCCAGCGACACCUGAGGAUCGUCCAGGACCCCGAGUACCGGCGGCUUGGCUGCUCCGUGGACAUGAGCAUCGCCCUGGCCACCUUCGUCCCGCACGACAACGGGCCAGCCGCGGUUGAGGAAUGCUGCAACUGGUUCCGAAAGAGAAUUGAGGAAUUAAAUUCAGAGAAACGUCAGCUUGUGAACUCUCACCAGGAACAGGCAGUUAAUUGCAUUUUGGGAAAUGUGUUUUAUGAACGACUGGCUGGCCAUGGUCCCAAACUAGGACCUGUCACUAGGAAAGACCCUCUAGUUACCAGGUAUUUUACUUUCCCGUUUGAAGAAAUGACCCUCCCCGAAGAAGAAUCUGUGAUUCAUCUCCCAAAUAAAGCGUGUUUUCUGAUGGCGCAUAACGGAUGGGUCAUGGGGGACGAUCCCCUCCGAAACUUUGCUGAGCCCGGCUCAGCCGUUUACCUCCGGAGGGAACUCGUUUGCUGGGGAGACAGCGUGAAGCUGCGCUACGGGAACGGGCCCGAGGACUGCCCUUACCUCUGGGCCCACAUGAGAAAAUACACGGAAAUCACCGCCACCCAUUUCCAGGGCGUGCGGCUGGACAACUGCCACUCCACACCGCUGCACGUGGCCGAGUACAUGCUGGACGCUGCUAGGAAACUGCAGCCCAAUUUGUAUGUCGUGGCGGAACUGUUCACGGGAAGCGAGGACCUGGACAAUAUCUUCGUCACCAGGCUGGGCAUCAGCUCCUUAAUAAGAGAAGCAAUGAGUGCGCACAACAGUCACGAAGAGGGCAGGCUAGUUUACCGCUACGGCGGCGAGCCCGUCGGGUCCUUCGUUCAGCCCUGUCUGAGGCCUCUGAUGCCGGCCAUCGCCCAUGCCCUGUUCAUGGACGUCACCCACGACAACGAGUGUCCCAUCGUGCACAGAUCCGCCUAUGACGCCCUCCCAAGCUCCACGAUUGUCUCCAUGGCGUGCUGUGCAAGUGGCAGUACCAGGGGCUAUGAUGAAUUAGUACCCCAUCAGAUUUCAGUGGUUUCUGAAGAACGGUUGUACACGAAGUGGAACCCCGGAGCAUCGCCGUCGAACACAGGCGACGUCAAUCUCCAAAGUGGAAUCAUCGCGGCCAGGCGCGCGGUCAACAGGCUCCACCGCGAGCUCGGGGCCAGCGGCUUUAUCCAGGUGUACGUGGAUCAGGUGGACCAGGACAUCGUGGCGGUGACGAGACACUCCCCUAGCAGCCACCAGUCAAUCGUGGCUGUGUCGAGAACCGCUUUCCGGAACCCCAAGACCUCAUUCUACAGCAAGGAAGUGCCCCAAAUGUGCAUCCCCGGUAAGGUAGAAGAAGUAGUCCUUGAAGCUAGGACCGUGGAAAGAAACACAAAACCUUACAAGCGGGACGAAAGUUCAAUCAACGGGAUGCCCAAUAUCACAGUAGAGAUGAGAGAACACAUUCAGCUUAACGAAAGUAAAAUUGUUAAACAAGCUGGAAUUACCACAAAGGGGCCCAAUGAAUAUAUUCAAGAGAUAGAAUUUGAAAACUUGUCUCCAGGAAGCGUUAUUGUAUUCAGAGUCAGCCUUGACCCCCAUGCCCAGGUCGCUGUUGGGAUUCUCCGGAACCAUCUCACACAGUUCAGCCCUCACUUUAAGUCUGGGAGCCUCGUGGUCGACAACUCAGACCCCAUAUUGAAAGUUCCUUUUGCCUCCAUUGCCUCCAAAUUAACCCUGGCCGAUCUGAACCAGGUGCUCUACCGAUGCGAGUCGGAGGAACGGGAGGACGGGGGCGGGUGUUACGACAUCCCCGGCUGGUCGCCUCUCAAGUACGCAGGCCUUCAAGGGUUAAUGUCCGUACUGGCCGAAAUACGACCGAAGAACGACUUGGGGCACCCCUUCUGCGAUAACUUGCGAUCCGGGGACUGGAUGAUCGACUACGUGAGCAACCGGCUCAUUUCCCGGUCGGGGGCCGUUGCCGAGGUCGGUAGGUGGCUGCAGGCCAUGUUCUUCUACCUGAAGCAGAUCCCCCGCUACCUCAUCCCCUGUUACUUCGACGCCGUGCUGAUCGGCGUCUACACCACCCUGCUGGAUGCGGCGUGGAAGCAGAUGUCCAGCUUCGUCCAGAACGGUUCUACCUUCGUGAAGCACCUGUCCCUGGGCUCGGUCCAGCUGUGUGGGGUGGGAAGGUGCCCCUCCCUGCCCCGCCUCUCCCCGGCCCUGAAGGACGCCCCCUACAGGCUGAACGAGCUCACGAAGGAGAGGGAGCAGUGCUGCGUGACUCUGGCCGCAGGCUUGCCUCACUUCUCCUCCGGCAUUUUCCGCUGCUGGGGGCGGGACACUUUCAUCGCGCUCAGAGGCCUCCUGCUGAUCACCGGGCGCUACCUGGAGGCCAGGAACAUCAUCCUGGCCUUCGCGGGCGCCCUGCGGCACGGGCUCAUCCCCAACCUCCUGGGGGAGGGGACGCACGCCAGGUACAACUGCCGGGACGCCGUGUGGUGGUGGCUGCAGUGUGUGCAGGACUACUGCCGCCUGGCGCCCGGCGGCCUGGGCAUCCUCCGGUGCCCCGUGUCCAGGAUGUACCCCACGGACGACUCCGCCCCCUUGCCGGCCGGCGCAGCGGACCAGCCGCUGUUGGAGGUGAUCCAGGAGGCCAUGCAGAGGCACGCCCAGGGCAUCCGGUUCCGGGAGAGGAACGCGGGGCCGCAGAUCGACCGCAACAUGAAGGACGAAGGUUUUAACAUAACUGCAGGAGUGGACGAGGAAACGGGGUUUGUUUACGGAGGAAAUCGCUUUAACUGCGGCACCUGGAUGGACAAGAUGGGAGAGAGCGACAGGGCGCGGAACAGAGGCAUCCCCGCCACCCCCAGAGACGGGUCCGCCGUAGAGAUUGUGGGUCUGAGCAAGUCCGCCGUCCGAUGGCUGCUGGACUUGUCCCAAAAGAACAUCUUCCCCUACCGCGAAGUCACGGUGGAAAGACACGGAAAGGUCGUGAAAGUCUCCUACGAGGAGUGGAACAGGAAAAUACAGGACAACUUUGAGAAGCUGUUUUACGUGUCCGAAGACCCGUCCGACGUGAACGAGAAGAACCCCAGCCUGGUGCACAAGCGGGGCGUGUACAAGGACAGCUUCGGGGCGUCCAGCCCGUGGUGCGACUACCAGCUCCGGCCCAACUUCGCCGUCGCCAUGGUCGUGGCCCCUGAGCUCUUCACUGCAGAAAAGGCUUGGAAAGCUUUGGAGAUGGCGGAAAAAAAAUUGCUUGGUCCCCUUGGCAUGAAAACUUUGGAUCCGGACGACAUGGUUUACUGCGGAGUCUACGACAACGCCUUGGACAACGACAACUACAACCUCGCCAAGGGCUUCAAUUACCACCAAGGGCCUGAGUGGCUGUGGCCCGUUGGGUAUUUCCUUCGUGCAAAAUUACACUUUUCCAAGUUGAUGGGGCCAGAGGCCCACGCGAAGACCAUCUGUCUGGUUAAAAAUGUCCUUUCUCGGCAUUACGUUCAUCUUGAGCGAUCCCCGUGGAAAGGACUCCCGGAGCUGACCAACGAGAACGGCCAGCACUGCCCCUUCAGCUGCGAGACCCAGGCCUGGUCCAUCGCGACCGUGCUCGAGACGCUCUAUGACCUGUAGCCGACUGGGCGGGGCUUGUUAGGCGUGUCACCCGGGAGCUGUGGGAUGGAGGGACACAAGGUCACUGCUUCAGACGCACCCGCGGGGGUCACGUUGAAAGUCUCGCUCAUAUAAUAUUGAUGCUCAAUUAGGAAAGGGCUGUAAAAGCGUCGGUUUUUCUUUCUUUUUAUUUUAAUGUACAGAGGUAGCUUUUGAGUCAGAGAGAAAAUCAUCAUUGCCAGUGGAAUGUUUUUCUUUCUACUUCAGUAAGUGGUCUUCAGAUGCCUACAAAGAAUGAGCUUGAAAUCCCGAGUUUGAAUAAAGAGAAAUCAUGUAAAAUUCUACUUGUACAUAAGUGAAAAUGAAAUAUGAGAAUGUGGUAAUGAAAAAAUGGAGAAGUAUUUUUAAAUCGUGGGAUGUCUUUUCUGCAGUGACAGGAGGUGCCGAACAGGCCUCACCUCCGGCUGGCCUGUUCCCCGCACCUUCCGCCCGCGUCCCAGCCACUGUGCAGUGAGUGCUGAGCUGCGGAAGUGUCUGCCUGCAGCGCACCUGCCUACGGGGCACCGAGGGGCACAUGGGCUUUUAUUUUUUCACUGAUACAUUAAUGUGUUUUAUUAUAAUAAAUACCAACGGUAUAGUGAAGAUAAUGUACUUGUGCUAAUGACGCAUAGGGUGUAUUAAAAAACACAAAGCAUUAAGGAAUUUAUUUCCUAAAAACAGUUUUAUAAAGUUAGUCUUGAGUUUCAGUUUCCUACUAUGAGAUGGUUUACAUUUUUAAAAUGCAAAAUGUUGGGCAUAUUUAUGAGAACUUUAAAGAAGAAACACUAUAUUAAUUUUCUAAAACUUAAUAACUUUUUAGUUUGUGUGUGAGUGUUGAUAGGUCAUAGUAGAUUCUGGUUUCCUAUGAACCAUAACCUACCAUUGACAGGUGUGGCACUGAGAAUAAUCUUAAUACAACAAAAAUAGAGAUAUAAAUUCAGUAGUUAUCUUUAAUUCAGUAAAAUCACUUGAAGAGUUUUUCAUAUUACUUUAAGAUACCUUAAGUCUGAAAAAGUCAUGAAAGAAAACAGGUUUUUUAAACAUUUAUGUGAUCUGAUGUUUUUGAAUAGUACUUGUUUUCUAGGUGGAUUUUAAUUUCUUUUUUUUUUUCUUUUUUUUUACCACUUUACUGUUUUUGUCUGAAGAAAACAGUUAACAUAGAUUGUAAUACUUAUAGUUGCAAGCAAAUAGUUGCAAAAGUCCUCUCAUUACUGUAUAAUAUUAUUCAGCGGUACAUAGAGUUGGGAUAGUAACACUUCCUCAGUUAGAGGUCACACAGCCGACCCCCUCAGGUAUGACCAAGAGGCAAAAAUAAGAAAAACAUGUAAAUUAAAAGUUCUGGGCAGUAAAAACAUGUGAAUGCUUCCGAUGUCAGCCCCCCACGUGCGGCAGGGCUCCCCGGCUCCCCAGCCCGAAGCCGGGUGGUCCCUGCGCACCUGGGGCCGGGUGGUCCCUGCGCACCUGGGGCCGGGUGGUCCCUGCGCACCUGGGGCCGGGUGGUCCCUGCGCACCUGAGGCCGGCUGUGAUGAUCGGCUGGCUGUCGUCUGCAAGCGCCUUGGUUCCCAAGGUUUCCUUCCUCCUUGGCGCUCAGAGCGCACCUUUCUCUAACCUGCGGUGGGAGGAACGACCCUCCCGAGGGGGGAGAGGGGCAGGCCUCAGGGCUCGGGCAGCUCUUCCCCUCCUUUAGCUUCCACAGCGCAGGUGGGAGAAAAGUAGCGAAACCAGCGCAUUUGCCAAAAGCAAUAAGUACCGGCUGGCAGGUAAAUGUGACAAAUAAUAGGUUAGUUACGUAGUUAGUAAUAAAUAAUGAGUUGGCCAUGAUUAAAACAUGGCCAUGUUGGGUUCUCUAGUAGGGCAAAUACUCACCUUGGUAAAAUUUAAGACAUCAUGUUCUUGCGCCGGAAAAUUAAGCGGGUGUAUCUCUAGUACGGAAUAUUAAUGGAAGAAACUCGUAAUCUGCACGGUCCACGUAACGUUUCAGAAGGCACGGCCCCAUCACCUCAUCCAAGGCAAUGAAGUAACAGUGUCAGACUUUGGACGGACGGGUGUCACUCGGCUGAGAGACACUGGCACAGACGCUUCGCUCCUGACCGAUGCUGGGCGAGGUGCCCAGGUUCCAGCCGGUCGGUCUCGCUCUUUAACAUGAGAAGUGUGUGCGCGUGUAACCAGGACGCUGUGAUGACUUACCAAGACGCAGGUCCCUGAGGAACCCUGAGACCUGUCCUCCCUCUGGGCCGCGUAACCCGUGAACUGUAACCCAUUUCUGACACGUCUUCACCUGUUCCACCUGGUAGGCAAGUGCCGUUUUUGUGUCUGUGCCAAGAAAAUAAACAUCUUUUCUAAAGGUC